AUGUCUCCCGUCACUGGAGCUGCUGUUAGCGGGAACCUGGCCAAUGCUUAUGGACCAUCGGGCUACAAGGGCCUCAUCAAAGAACACUAUAUUCUGGCUCUAGCAUGUUUUGCAUCAAUGGGUGGUGUUUUGUUUGGUUAUGACCAGGGUGUGAUUUCCGGUGUCUUGGUGAUGAACAGUUUUGCCAAAGAGUUCCCUGCUCUAGCAAGCAGUCCGACACUUCAAGGCUGGAUGGUCUCCGUCCUAACACUGGGCGCCAUGUUCGGUGCUUUCAUCAACGGUCCGAUCAGCGACCGCUUCUCACGACGCUGGUCAAUUCUCUACGCAAAUGUCAUCUUCCUAAUCGGUUCCGUCCUGCAGUGUGCUGCUCAAAGCGUUGCUAUGAUAUUUGUUGCGCGGUUUAUUGCUGGCUUGGCUGUGGGCAUGUUGUCCAUGGUCGUGCCUCUGUACUUGAGUGAGCUGGCUCCCCCGAAUAUCCGCGGCAGUCUGGUUGCACUUCAGCAGCUGGCUAUUACAAUUGGGAUUAUGGUGGCGUUUUGGCUUGACUAUGGGACACAGUAUAUUGGCGGUACGGGCGAUGGACAGAAACAGAUUGCGUGGCGGCUGCCUCUGGCGUUGCAAUGUGUGCCCUCGUUGGUGCUUGCUGUUGGAACCUUUUUCUUGCCUUAUAGCCCGAGAUGGCUUAUGAACCGGGGCCGCGAGGAUGAAGCCUUUGAAACCCUAGUCCGCCUCCGACGAGUCAGCCCGAACGAUGCACGCGUGAAGAUGGAGAUGCUUGAAAUCAAGGCCGCCAGAAUGUUUGAGCAGGAGACUACUGGGACCAAGAAUGACGGAAAGUCGGCUUUUAAAAUUGCCCUAUCAGAGUACCUCGAGCUUAUCACUCUACCACACCUAAGAAAGAGGACUAUUAUUGCAUGUUUGCUGCAAAUAAUCCAGCAGUUCACUGGAAUUAACGCAAUCAUAUACUACGCCCCCCAGAUCUUCCAAUCCAUCGGCCUCAGCGGCAACUCGGUCAACCUGCUCGCCACGGGGGUCGUCGGCAUAAUCAACUUCUGCUCAACCAUCCCAGCCAUUUUGUUUCUGGACCGCUGGGGCCGCCGCAAGAUCCUAAUCGUCGGCGCCAUCGGCAUGUCCAUAUCGCAGCUCAUGGUCGGCACGCUCUUCGCCGUAUACCAACACUCAUGGCUCACGCACACCGCCGCGGGCUGGGCCGCAUGCGUAUUUGUAUGGAUUUACACGUCGAAUUUUGCGUUUAGCAUUGGCUGCGUGAACUGGGUGCUACCAUCGGAGAUGUUUCCGCCGGCGACACGGGGGAAAGCUGUUGGUGUUGCUAUUGCGUGCAAUUGGUUGUCGAAUUUCGUGGUGGCGUUGAUAACGCCGCGUAUGUUGCAUUCGAUUACGUUUGGGACGUUUUAUUUCUUUCUGGUGUUUUGUUUGGGGUUGAUUGUUUGGGUGUAUUUUGGCGUGCCAGAAACAAAAGGCAUUCCCAUUGAGGAAAUGGACAAGAUCUUUGGUGGAAACGCCGGAGAAGCGGACUAUCAGCGUAUGGCGGAUAUUCGUGUUCGUCUGGGUAUGGAUCAGACUCGUGAUAUUAGCGAUGAUAAAAACGAUGCCACUGCCUGCUUUGUCGAGGAGGCGGGAAAUGCGUGA
Messenger RNA from Talaromyces rugulosus, 1650 nucleotides. RefSeq lists its product as uncharacterized. Gene Ontology annotation, molecular function: carbohydrate:proton symporter activity. NCBI's taxonomy places the organism in Eukaryota, Fungi, Ascomycota, Eurotiomycetes, Eurotiales, Trichocomaceae. Gene Ontology annotation, cellular component: membrane. The transcript has 5 exons. The record is from RefSeq and is a predicted model, not a curated record. Gene Ontology annotation, biological process: transmembrane transport; carbohydrate transport. Bases 1 to 1650 code for a protein of 549 amino acids.